AUGAACUUUUCAGUGAGCACUCUGCAUCUGGACGGCGUGGCCCAGCUGUACGAGCACAGGUUGUGGUUGGCGUUCCUCUUCUUGCUGCUCUAUGUCUUUGUGAUGCUGAGUGACAGUCUGGUGGUGUACAUUGUCUGCUCCCAGCGCAGGUUGCACCAGCCCAUGUAUGUGUUUGUGGUGGCCGUGCUCGUCAACUCGGCCGUGGGGAGCACUUCUGUUUACCCCAAGCUGCUGUGGGACCUGCUGCAAGGACGUCGUGUGGUGCAGGUGUCCCGUUUGGCAUGUCUCUCUCAGGCGUUCAUCCUGAGUUCAUUGGGGGGUUCAAGCUACCUGCUCCUUUCAGCCAUGGCGUUUGACCGCUACCUUUCAAUCUGCCACCCAAUGCGUUACGCUGCUCUCAUGUCUCCCGCUGCUGUCACCACACUGUUGCUGCUUUGCUGGCUGCUCCCUCCCUUGCCCAUAGCAGGAGCCGUGUUAAUAGCUCAUCGUUUGCAGCCGUGCCUUGAUAGACUCACUAGAUUGUACUGUAACAUGCAUACUUAUCUCAGUUUAAGCUGUUCAGGAGAGUAUGCGAGUAUGCAGGGGAGGAUAGUUUAUAGUUUCCUUUGCAGGACAAUGCUCUUUUACCUCCCCAUAGCCUUUGUGCUCUUUUCGUACGGGCGAAUUAUAAUCCUCUGCCUGCAGCACUCUGGGACAUUUGCCUCGAAAGCCCUGAAUACCUGCCUGCCUCACGUGAUCGUGGUAGUGAACUACACGGUGUGCACCAUUGUAGACAUGCAGCAAAAGGCAACACCAAGCGAAGGCCAGAUCCACGGUACCCUCACCUCCACACUUCUCAUUGUGGCCGUAACCACAGUGAGUAACCCCAUCAUCUAUGGGCUAAAGGUGCGCGAGAUAUACCAGAGCCUAAAGAAGCUGCUGCACUGUCAGAGAUCACAAAGUGACACCAAACAGAUGGUAAAGGUGUCCACAAUCACACCACAGUAA
Messenger RNA from Periophthalmus magnuspinnatus, 987 nucleotides. RefSeq names its product olfactory receptor 11A1-like. Gene Ontology annotation, biological process: G protein-coupled receptor signaling pathway. Gene Ontology annotation, cellular component: membrane. NCBI's taxonomy places the organism in Eukaryota, Metazoa, Chordata, Actinopteri, Gobiiformes, Gobiidae. The record is from RefSeq and is a predicted model, not a curated record. The coding region runs from base 1 to 987 and encodes 328 amino acids. Gene Ontology annotation, molecular function: olfactory receptor activity; G protein-coupled receptor activity. The transcript has a single exon.